AUGGGGCGUGGUCAAGAUGAGCUACUCCCGAGAGACUGCGAGCACUGCGGUUCUUUUUCAAAACAAAGACUGGGCUUUCAACGCAUGCGCACUGAGGAUGAUUUUGAUGACUUCAUGCUGAGUAAUAAUGAUGUUAUGCUCAGAAGUAUUGCUGAAGAUCUUAGAAAAUGCUUACCCAUUGAAGGAAUGCUGAAUUCAGAACAUCUUGCUAUUCAGAGGAUGCAUCAGCAUCCAGAGCCUAUGAUUCAUGUUGAUGCAUUCCUUUAUGAUGACGACUUUGUUGAUUCAUUGUGUGAGGAAGGAAAAAUGAGUAGAAAUUAUUGUGUGGCGUGUGGAUCACAUAAGACUGCACCUUUAGAGUUUAUUUCUCAUUCCUUUUCCCUCAUGGAGCUGAAGUUUCUUUAUCAACAUGUAUUGCCUGACCUGACAGGAAAGGCUCUGGUUGAUGUUGGCUCCAGGCUCGGUGCAGUGCUGUUCGCGGGCUGUCUUUACAGCUCAGCAUUCCAGUUAUAUGGAGUGGAAAUGAAUGCAGACUUUUGCCACUUGCAAGAAAUGAUGAUCACAAAAUACCAGUUCAGUGACAGAGUAAAGGUGAUCCAUGCAGACAUCUGUACUCAGGCUUUACUUCUUCAAAAUGCUGAUGUAGUUGUAAUGAAUAAUGUUUUUGAAUAUUUUCUUGGCAGCCUGGAGCAAGCCAGAGCCUGGGAAUUUAUUAGUCAAAAUGUACGGAAGAAAGGGUUGUUAUUAGUGACAGUCCCAAGCCUUGAAGAAUCUCUCUCAACCCUGCAGAUGGACAUACAGCUCAGUCAGUGGGUAGAAGAGGUGCAGCUGGACUAUGAUGUGUACAUGGACAAGGACAUUGAUAGAGAAGCACUUCAACAAAUUCAUUUAUAUAAGAUUGUCUAAUGUGCCAACCUGUUUACUUGUAACAGUGUAAAUUAGGUAGUUGCUUGGUCAACACAGAACUCAUUGCUUUCAAUGGAAUUUGUGUGGCAGGAUGAGGAUUGAUCCCUAUAUCCAGGAAAUAUUGCAAAAAAAAAUCUUAUAGUUUAUUUUAGAAACUACAUGUUGUUAGUAAUGAAAAAAAUAAUGAAAAUGUGCUUUUGAGGGCAUAUUUUGAGAUGGAGAAAAUUUCUUUAAGAAAUUUUCUCCAUGUCGGAAUACCACAUUGAAUUUUAGCUAACAGGUCUGCCUGUGCCUGUUUUGGACAUAAGUAUUUGGAAGAAUGACUGACUGCAUCCUGACAACCAGGGAAUCCAUCUUGUGCACUGUUCAUUACGGUUAAAGUUAAAUACAAGCAUUUCAAAUGGAAAAUAAUGAACCAGUAUUAAUAGUGAGCCAGUAUUAAUUGUGAAUGUGAACGUUAUUUAAUACAACUUCAUUUUAAAGCUAUAUUAUAUUGCAGUGGUGUUGUUUUCUUUGAUAUCAGCAACUUUACCUUAUUGACUUUAAUUUUGUACCUAUGAAUUGUUUUCCUCAAGGAAUGCAUAGUAACUACAGAACCAUAUAUAUCCAUGUAGAGAGAAAAUGCUGUCCUGGUCUAUGGCAUUUUUGUGGUAAUGGUGAUCUUCCCCGUUUGCUGAAUUGUCCUUACAGUUGGCUAUUGAUGUAGGAUACUUAGCUAUACAUAGAGAAUUAUUCAGAUGUAUUGGUUUAACUGUAAAACAGUGGUUUUCAGACUUGAAGCACCAUUCAGUAGAUUUGAGGUACCCUCAGAAGGUGCCAGCUUCUAAUUUUCACUCAUUUUUUACUACUAAUUUUCAUUCAUUUUUUACUAUAGAAUAAGAAGUAGUUC
This is a messenger RNA of Alligator sinensis (Chinese alligator), 1795 nucleotides long. RefSeq lists its product as uncharacterized. The record is from RefSeq and is a predicted model, not a curated record. NCBI's taxonomy places the organism in Eukaryota, Metazoa, Chordata, Crocodylia, Alligatoridae. Gene Ontology annotation, molecular function: S-adenosylmethionine-dependent methyltransferase activity.